AUGAAUAAGGAAGAGGAUAAAGGGAAUUCAUUCGAAAACAAUUCUCAAGAUAAUAAUUAAGAUUAUGUUUACUUAUUACAAUAAGACUAUUAUGAAAAAUUUAAGUUGGGAUAAAAUUUAUAUGAAUAAUCAGCCACAUUAUCAAGAAUAUCACUAGGAGAAAAGACAAGUGAAGAUAAUAAUAAUACUUUCUCAUAUAUCAAUAUGAUGAAUAUGAAAGAAAGAUUAUCAGAUUAGAUUUUGAAAAAUCAAGUAACUUAGUAUUUAAUUUUGGUUAGGUAUUAGAGAAUAAAAUAGAAUAGCUUUCUAAAGAAAUUACAGGAGCGUUGAAUCAUGUUAAAUUGCUUUAAAAAUAAAAUGAAUUACAAUCUGAAUUACUAAAGGAUGCAAAUGUUAAAUUGCAACAAAAAAAUAAAGCCAUAGAAAUAGAGAAAACAAUAAAUCGAUAACUUAAACGAUAGAUAUAAGAAUUAUAAAAACUUAACACGUAUAUCUCAAAAUGAAAAUAGCAAUUAUGCAGAGUAAAUGGAUACAAUGUCAUUAAAGAAAGAAUCUGUCAUUCUUUCAAACUAUAAAAAUUCUGGUUUGUUUAAGAAUUCCAAUCAAUCAAAUAGUUCAUCAUAGAGAAAAUUUUAUUCGAAUAAAAUCCAUUAAGGAUUAACUGAAGAUUCUACUUUCAAAGAUUCUUCCUGUAGUGAAUAGAAAUCUCAAGAUUUUAUUAGAUAUUCAGAGUCAGCCUAAAAAUUUUAUAAAUCUUCAAAUCUUUUAUCUCCAGCCUAAUAAAUAUCACCUUAACUCAAAAAUAAUGAUAUAGAAAGUAGAAUAGACUCUACUUUAGCAUAAAUUAGAGCUAUAAAAUUACAGAUUUAGUAAAUAAAAAAAAAAUGA
Molecule: messenger RNA, 888 nt
Organism: Paramecium sonneborni
Lineage: Eukaryota; Ciliophora; Oligohymenophorea; Peniculida; Parameciidae
Source: the annotation of a GenBank genome assembly